Thunnus maccoyii (southern bluefin tuna) is the source of this 792-nucleotide messenger RNA. Its product is annotated as dispanin subfamily A member 2b-like. The coding region runs from base 140 to 514 and encodes 124 amino acids. The record is from RefSeq and is a predicted model, not a curated record. The transcript is spliced from 2 exons. Gene Ontology annotation, cellular component: plasma membrane. NCBI's taxonomy places the organism in Eukaryota, Metazoa, Chordata, Actinopteri, Scombriformes, Scombridae.
UUGCUUUUCACUCAUUGGCUCUUGGUGCGAAAAAAACAAAAAGCAAAUCUGCUGACCUCAAAAGCCAACACAAAUUACACUGUAAUAAUUAGUUCUUGCACACCUUCCUCCACCUCAAACUACAGUUGAGCUGACAGCGAUGAAUCCUUCAGGUUACCCGGCUGAAGUCGUUCCCCUGCAGGGGGGGAGGCAUGAUGGGCUCCCUGGACAGCCCAGUGCACCUACGAUGGUUCAGUACACCACUGUGAACAUCGCCGCUGAGCCCCCCCCGGACUACAUCAUCUGGUCCCUCUGCUGCUUUGUCUACUCAAACCCUUUCUGCCUUGGACUGGCAGCACUCAUCCGAUCUAUCAAGGCCAGAGACCGAAAGUUGGUUGGAGACCUGGAGGGUGCCAGACAAUACGGCUCCGCUGCCCGCCACCUCAACAUCGCGUCCUCCGUCCUGACUGCCAUCAUGAUUGUUCUUUUCAUUAUUGCAAUUUUCAGAAUGUCUGGAGAAUCAAAUAGAUACUGAGGCAACUAUUACGGACAUUAAAAAAAAUGGCAUCAUUUCAAAUAGUGUUAGAGUUGCCUGCUGCUGUGGCUUGGUGAUACUUGUGGUUCUCUGCUUAACGUGCAUGGCACAAUUUGUAACUUUUUAUGCCCUUUUACUUAUACCCUUGAGCAAAACAGACACUUAACUUUCAUUGGUGUUAAAAAGUCCUAAAUGUAACUCCACAUUUCCUUAACAGCAGUCUGUAGUCAAGUUUGAAUGCAAGACUUUGUUAUUAAAGUCAGAUUUCCUGUCAGGGA